Portunus trituberculatus (swimming crab) is the source of this 3087-nucleotide messenger RNA. RefSeq lists its product as uncharacterized. Bases 460 to 2469 code for a protein of 669 amino acids. The transcript is spliced from 11 exons. NCBI's taxonomy places the organism in Eukaryota, Metazoa, Arthropoda, Malacostraca, Decapoda, Portunidae. The record is from RefSeq and is a predicted model, not a curated record.
UCUCUGCAACUUCAUCUCAAGUUUCCUCUCUGACUUUUCUAUUGCUUCUGUGGUAGACAGCAACGGUUAUUCUCCUAAAUCUAUGAACUCUUUCUGUUGCCCUUGGCCAGUUUUCUCCUCUUACGUAAAGCAAACAAACAAGCAAACAAGCAGCGCCCGGGGUGGCGAGUGCUGGGUGGCGGCAGCGGACGGCGAGUCGAGGCAUAAACAAAACAAACGAGCAGGUGGUGGCUGCGUGACGUGUACUCUGUGCAAUAAUCAUCCUACUGCGCUGAAUCAAGCUAAGGACACCCUCUACCACUGUGAAGGGAGAAACUAUGUAGGUUAUUAAAGCUUAUAGUGUUUUGAUCAGUAGAUAUUAUCUGAAAUUUAGGUUCACUCGCCCAAAAACAACCACUCCCAGAACUGGCUGAAGACAUUCCUGGCAGCUUCAGUGCACUAUAUAACCUUGAAGAUCUGAUGGUGAAGGCAAGUAGUUGGUGCAAACACUUAACUGGGGAGGAGCUUCAGUCUCUUAAAAAAAACAGUGUUGCCUUAACUUCAGUCAUCCUGAAGAUGGCAUCCACUUCACCAGAAAAAACUCCUCAGGCAGAUCCCACACAAGAGCCAAUUCCACAACAAAUGCCAGAGAUUUGCACUGACAACAAUGAAAAGUCAUCUCCACUGGAGGAAAGAGCAACAGAUGUGGAUGAAGGGGAUGACAGUAAUAAGUUGGUAAUGGAGAGUUUAGUAAAUCCUCCAUUGCCAGAUGAACUAGGAGAGGCAGAAUGUGCUAUACUACGUGGAGAUGCGAUUGGCUCUACAACCUACACACAUCGCUGGGUCCUUCACACUCUCCUCACCAUUACAGAGGCCUUACCGAAAUAUUUGACCUCUGGUGAUAGAUGCUUGAAGAUUGAUCAUAAAACAACUAGUGGAGAUGAAGCUGAUACAGAACAUACAGAAAACCAGCAUAGCAGCCUUAGUACUAGCAGUGUUCUAGAGCUAGAGGAAGAUGUUGAAAAUGCAGCUUGUCAGUUGUGGGACAUGACUGCUGAGCCAGAUGUAGUGUCCCAUCUUCUGAAUCUGGAGGUGGUGGACAUUCUGCAGCUGGCCAAAGAGAUCAUCACACUUUCUCGAGCACCUCGUCUCACUGAAGUUGUGGUUGGUGUAGUUGCCAACUUGUGCUGUCAGGCUGAGGGUUGUGAGAAGGUUAUUGCGAGUGAAUCCCUUCUUCCUUCCUGCUUGGCCAUCCUGCACUCAACAGAUGAUGUUCCUACCCUGGUGGAGGCCUUCCGUCUCUUGAAGCUCCUGCUUUGGCACGUCACCUACAGAGUACCCAUGGAGAAGCGCUGCCGGUAUCCUUUGGUCACUGCACUCAAGAGCCACGAGUCUAUGAAGGAAGCUUUAGUUUUCUUGCUUAAAAAUAGUCUAAGUGACAAUCUUUUGAAUGCUGUAUUUGAGUUCCUAGAGGUUCUUUUAUAUCUUUGGCUUCCUGCUGACCAGUGCUAUAUGGCUGCACACUACUCUGAAUCAGGUCUGAUUGAAGGAGUAGUUUUGGUAAUGAAGCACUUUUUGAAGCAGUGGGAGAAGAAUGGUGGGCAAGAGAACCCACUUGCUGUCCACCGUGGAGUGCUUAUCCUCUACAGUUUUGUGGCCACACCAGCAGUGCAGACAAUAAGUAGCUUUGAUCAGUAUGAGUCAUUGCUUGAACCAAUCUUAGUUGCAUAUGUGGAACACAUGGCCAAAGUGGAAAAAGUGGAGGAAUUGUAUGAAGAAGAGAGAGCAGAGAGACUGGUGUAUGCACUAGGCUUAUGUGAACUGUUAGUGCCAACCAUGCGCCAACCCAGCAUUCUUUUACAUGUUGGCAAGCUGUUGGCCCUCACACAUGGAGGCAGCUAUCAUUAUGUUGCUGUUCCAGUCAAGGAUGAUCAAGAGCCGCACAUUAAAAAGGAGAGGUUAAGGAACAGAUCUGGAAGAAGACACCGGAGACUGAGUAGUAAGAGCAAAAGGCAGAGUCUUUCUUCUGAGGAAAUGGAUGUUGACACUGAUUGCUCAUCAGUACCACGAGCAGAAACGGAGACUGAACAGGAAGGAAAGGUAGUUUCAAAGAGGGAAAGAGAAAAAACGGAUGACGGAAGUAGAAUUAGCAAUCUUACAGACUCAUCAGUAAGUACUAGUAAUGUUAGCAGAGACAAGAAAAAUAUAACUCCCAGAAUUAGACAAAAGUAUGGAGAAAAAGAUACAAAAAGCAUAUCAGACACACUAAAAGAAAGUUUAGCUGACUACUGUGUGCGUGUUAUGAAGUGCUGCCCAGACCUAGAUGCUGUGUUGACCAUUGUGAAUGAAUGUCAUGUGAAUGAGGUAGAGCUUUUCUUCCAGGCUGUUAGGGUGUACGAACCUGCACUGGUUGGUCAGCUUCAAGAACAAAUUCUGGACUCAGGUGCACACAAUCGCUUGGUGACAAUACUGUCAGACAUGUAUGCUUGAUAGUACUAUUGAAAAGUAGAAUAACAAUAACUAAAUGUGCAUUCACUCUGUGAGGUAGACAUAGAGGAAUCUUGGUUAUCUGGUAUUUUAUCAUUUGCUUUAUUGUGGCAGUAAAAACCUUUAAGAGAAAAGUUAUUUCAAAGAAAGAUUUAGAAAAAAUAUAAGAAUGAAUGUUAACAUAUAAUCCUGUGGAGUAUCAUUUUUAAAAGAUUAUGAAAGGAAUAGAAACCAUAUAAUGCUGAAGGAACAAAGCAGCAAUACCUCCGUUACUCCUCACUAAAAAUAUUGUCAUCCAGGAUUAGACUCCGUUGCAUUGACAUUCUAUCCACUGUUAAUCAUCUGUAUGAUUGAUCAUGUGUGCCAAACAGUUGAUCACCAGUGACAGUACAAAACAGUAUCAUUUAUCAAGUUAACUUAGUUGUUGUGUGCAGUUUUCCAUGGGUGCCAGAUAACUUCAGCACAUGUAGUAGAGUUUUAAAAAGGUUUGUGAUAUUGUGAAAUGUUACAUUAUGUCCUUUAUGAAAAAAAAAUGUGCUUUUGUUUCCAUGUUAACUGAACAGAAUGUAGCUUUUUAUAGAUUUUAUGUAAAACCAUGUAAGAAUAGAGAUGAUGAAUUAA